Molecule: messenger RNA, 1937 nt
Organism: Cladocopium goreaui
Lineage: Eukaryota; Dinophyceae; Suessiales; Symbiodiniaceae
Source: the annotation of a GenBank genome assembly
AUGGCGUUGCGUUUCUGCAGCUUCAACGUGCUGGCGCCCUCGGCGCGGAUUUGCGCGCCGUUGAAUCGAAGACCCUGGCAGGAGUGGUUACCGUUGCCGUUGGGCGGGGAGGAGCGCCACGCCGCCAUUUGCGAUUGCUUGCUGCAGCUGGAGGCAGACGUGAUUUGCCUGCAGGAGUUUGACUUCGCAGCUGGAACGCACGGAUUCGCGGAGUUGUAUCAGACACCCGGCUUUUCUGAAGGGAAGAAGUUGGGUGAAGUAUACGAGCUGCACAUGAAGCAAAGAACGGGCGACAAAAACGAAGGCUUGGCGAUGCUGAUCCGACGCAGUGCCUUCAAAGAUAUAGAGGUUUUGUGUGAAGAAUUGGAACCCGAUUUUUGUGAUCGAGUCGCCAUGUAUGCCAAGCUCACACAUGUGGACAGUGGCUGCAGGAUACUGGUGGCCAAUACCCACUUGACCGUUGCGCAUGCUGACAAUAGCCAUGACAUUCCAUUUUGUCGUCCUCGGCAGAUGGAACAGGUACUUCAUCGGCUUCUCGCUGCGCAAUGCUGUGACGCUGUGUUUCUAUGUGCAGACAUUAAUUCAGACCACUUGGAGCGGGAACCAUCCGGCCCCUAUCCGCCUGAGAUGGUGAACCGUCCCGUGACCAUGGCCUUCGAACAAGGCUUCGCUUCCGCCUUGCAUGCCAGGCAUCCAGGAGUGAGACCCAUCUCCCACACCUGCAGCUACGCGCAAGAUGGCUGUGCUGACUAUGUGCUCUUCAGGGGACACUCCGGACUGCAACUGCACGAGGCGUUUCUACAUCCAAACGAUUUGCCGUUGGAUGUGCCAUGGAGUAGCAGCACUGGCUGGGGAGACGAUGCUCAAGCGACGCUCUCGGAUCAUCGGCCAUUGGUGGUGGACUUUAGCAUUGCCUUGCAAGAAUUGCUGGGUGCGGGCGCCCCUCCGGCGCCGCUGCUCAAGGCGCAAGGUGAAGAAGAGAAGGAGGACGGAAAGCAGCUGAAAGAAGCGUUGCAGCAGCGAAAUGAAGAGAUUCAGGAAGCGCUGCAGGCAGGGGAGGCGGUGUCUUCCAUUGAGGCACGUUUGCGUCCCAAGACCUUCGUGUUUAACUUCCAUGAUGGGAUCGCAGGAGCGGCUCAACCGGAGAAAAUGAAGAAACAACUGGAGGACUUGCGCGACAUCGUGACCUUUAUCCUCCACACGGCCAAGAGUCCCCACGACCAGGCCGUGGUGCGAAUCGGCUCCCCUGGUGGCAGGGUGACAGACUAUGGCUUCGCAGCUGCACAGCUAUUGCGACUGCGAUCCAAGGGGCUGACCCUCACAGCGUGUGUCGAUAAGGUGGCUGCCUCUGGAGGCUACAUGAUGGCAUGUGCUGCCAACAGCGUGGUGGCCACGCCCUUUUCCUUGGUUGGCUCCAUAGGUGUGCUGACUUCCACCCCCAACUUCUCGAAAGUCUUGAAGAGGCACGAGAUCGACUGGAUCCAGAUCACCGCGGGAAAGUGGAAACGCACCGUGGAUCCCUUGAGCGAAAUCACCGAGGAACAACGCGCCAAGGCUCAGGAGGACGUGCAGGCAAUUCACGACGCCUUUAAAGGCAUGGUGCAACAACAGAGGAACAGCCUGGAUGUGGAUGAGGUCGCCACGGGCGAAGUCUUCCUGGGUGCUGAGGCGAUGCAACGUGGUUUGGUGGAUCGCCUGGCCACCAGCGAUGAGGUCUUAGAGGAGUUCAUGAAGCUCUCCGACGUGAUCCAGGUCUCUAUUGCACCGAAAAAGAAGGGACCAUUGCGUGAGUUGUUGGAAGGCCGGGUCGAAGCAGCUGAAGGUGCCGUCGCAUCACUGUGGCAGCGUUUCACCGGUAGCAGCGCCGUCUUGGAAUCCUCAGACCCAAAGAUCAACUGACGCGGCAGUCGGGCAGUCGAAUCGCCUUUCUAAAGGCC